AUGAAGCCUGGGAGAUCGGGGAUCCAAGGAUCAGACCAUAUUCGAAUAGAGUCCCCACUGCCUAAUAUAAUGCACGCUGCCUUAGAGAUGAGCAACUCACGCCGACACUCACACUCCCUCAGUCUUCACUCCUCACCUCAGUCCCAGCAAAUCGAAGACGGAGAAGUCACGUGUGCUCUCCUCUCCGAUUUGGUCAAGCCAGUUUUCACUUUCUCAAACCUGAAUAAAAACGGCGACAGCUUCAGUACAGUUUUUAUCGAGACCGACGCCGAUCAGUUCACGCUGGUUUUCGCCAACUGUUUCGGGAACCAGCUCAAGGUUUCGAUGGAUGUGAGAUCGGCGAUGUACAAUCUCGACGGGAAGAGUCAAUGGCGUGACUAUCUCUCCGUCGGAAAAACGAUUUUGCCUAGGGUUUACUUCUUGUUAUCCUUGGGCUAUUUCUUCCUCGCCGAGCUUUGGAUCUCCGUUUUGUACAAGAAGCAAUUGACCAUGUUCCGCAUCCAUUUCUUUAUGCUCACGGUUUUGAUUUUCAAAGCUUUGAAUCUCCUUUGUGAAGCCGAAGACAAAUCGUACAUCAAGCGCACCGGUAGCGCUCACGGUUGGGACGUGUUGUUCUAUAUCUUCAGUUUCUUGAAAGGAAUUACGCUCUUCACGCUGAUCGUUUUGAUUAGAACUGGAUGGUCGUUUUUGAAGCCGUAUUUGCAAGAUAAGGAGAAGAAGGUUUUGAUGAUUGUAUUCCUUUACAGGUUGUGGCGAAUAUAG
This is a messenger RNA of Quercus robur (English oak), 762 nucleotides long. Its product is annotated as protein CANDIDATE G-PROTEIN COUPLED RECEPTOR 7-like. Gene Ontology annotation, biological process: transport. The record is from RefSeq and is a predicted model, not a curated record. Gene Ontology annotation, cellular component: Golgi apparatus; membrane. Lineage: Eukaryota; Viridiplantae; Streptophyta; Magnoliopsida; Fagales; Fagaceae. The coding region runs from base 1 to 762 and encodes 253 amino acids. The transcript is spliced from 2 exons.